UCAUAAAUUAACAUUAUACAAAACUCUCAUUUCCUUAAAUCAAUAAUAAUUGUAAUUAAUUUUUAUUUCAAGAAAAAAUAUAAAAAAUAACAAAAACGUUUCUUGUUAACUAUCAAAACGUUAGAAAACAACGGUUUCAAUCUCUUUUACCACAAAUCACACGUCCAUUUCCCGAAUGCCCUCAAAUUUCUACUCCUCCUCUAUUUCCUCUUCAACAUUGACCCUUUCCUUUCCCCUCGUCGUCGUCGUCAGACGGCUUCGACGACGAAAAACGGGCCCAAUUUCACCGUUAAUGACGACGAAAAUCUCCGUCGAUCAAUAUAGAAUCUUUAAUAUUUGAUUUUUUUUCUUUGAAAGAAUUUGUUGUUUUGUUUUUGUUUUUGGAAAGGUGAAAUCAUGAAUAAUAAUAAUGUGGCACCGUUUCAGCUCUUGGAACUCAACGUGAUCUCUGCGCAAGAUUUAGAACCCGUAGGUCGUCGUAAAAUGCGAACCUACGCUGUGGCUUGGGUUCAUUCAGAGCGGAAACUCACGACUCGAAUCGAUGGCCAAGGCCAUAAUAACCCGACGUGGAACGAUAAGUUCAUUUUCCGUGUCGAUGAGGAGUUUCUAUACGGCGAUACAUCCGCCGUCAUGAUUGAAAUCUACGCCGUUCAUUGGUUUCGUGAUAUUCAUGUCGGGACUGUUCGUGCUAUUAUCGGAAACCUUAUUCCUCAUAUCUCUUUACCGUUGAACCGUCGGCAAGAAUUUUCAUUAGGGACAACGUUCGUUGCGCUUCAAGUUUGGAGACCAUCGGGUCGACCCCAAGGGAUUUUAAACAUUGGGGUGGCGUUGCUUGAUAGUUCAAAGAGGAGCAUGCCGUUGUAUUUGCAUAUGGGGUCGUCGGCGGUGGGAUAUAAGCAUUUAAUGGGUGAAGAAGAGAUGCCUGUUUCUUCUGCUAAAAGCAAUAGCAAUGAUAAUGAUCAACAAGUUGUUGUUCAUCCGUUGGUUAAGCCUAAGCUUCGACGAACUAAGAGUGAUUCGAGUUCAGUUUUUCCUUUAGAUUUAGGGCCUAAAACGAAAGGUUCAUCGAUUAUCAAUGGUGGUUCAGUUGUUAACGGUGGUGGGUCAAUUGUUUUCGGAUUCGAACCCGAAAAUCAUAAUGGUAAAACUAAUUCCAGGGGCAGUUCAAUGGUGAAUUAUACAGUUGGGAAACUUAAUACUAACAAAGGGAAAUCAAGUUCGGUUGUUAACGGGUUGGAGGAUCCAAGAAAAUGGGUCAAAAAGGGGAAAUCAAGCUCGGUUGUUAAUGGAUUUGAGGAUCCGGGGAAAAUGGCAAAAAAGGGAAAAUCAAGUUCGAUUGUUGGAUUUGAGGAUACCGGAAAAAAUGGCAUCAAUGGUCAAAGAAUUGGGUUGAAAACACCACCGGGGAAGUCACCGAAUGUGUUAUACGGUGGCCAAAAGAAAAUGGGCGGGACCAAAGUUUGGACCGAUUCAGAAAUUGGUCCCUCGCCGUCAGAAGUGGCGGCUGCGGUGGCGCAAAACAUGCACCAUAACAGAUUUGAUGAUUGUGAGAGUUCAAUAUUGGGAUGGAGUUUAGAUGAUCAAAGCAUUGAAGGGCUUCGAUCGAAGUUAGAACGAUGGAGAACGGAGUUGCCGCCGGUUUAUGACCGGGGUGGUGAAACUUCGAGUUCUGUUUCGACUGCGGUUCCGGCGUCAAAACGAUCGAGACAUGCUCGAAGACACACCGACAACGGCAGCACGUUUUCGUGUUUCGGUAACAUUUGUGGGUGCGAAAUUUCGAUUACUUGCGGCGGUGGUGGGGCUGCCCCCGGUAGAAAAAAGGGGAAUUUGCAUCGAGGUCCCCCUAGCUCCAUCCCUGAUGACAUGAGUUACCUUUGAAUUUGAGAAAAGGACUUAAUUGACAAAGAAAGAGAAUUUUGAGUGGCCAUAAAUUGAAAAAUGUGGAACUAAAUGUUUCGGAUAUAUGUAAUGGGGAAACCUAAAAAAUGAGAUUUGAAGAGUGACCGAUUGAUGAAGUUGAGUUAGGCCAUUCUUUUCCCCCUUUUUUUUAAUAUAUAUUUUAUAUUUUAUUGAAUUUACAUUUGAUUUUGUAAUUUGGA
Molecule: messenger RNA, 2099 nt
Organism: Gossypium raimondii (Peruvian cotton)
Lineage: Eukaryota; Viridiplantae; Streptophyta; Magnoliopsida; Malvales; Malvaceae
Exons: 1
Coding region: 397-1878 (493 amino acids)
Biological process (GO): defense response
Source: RefSeq, a predicted model, not a curated record